Messenger RNA from Stereum hirsutum FP-91666 SS1, 2862 nucleotides. RefSeq lists its product as uncharacterized. The coding region runs from base 1 to 2694 and encodes 897 amino acids. The transcript has 3 exons. The record is from RefSeq and is a predicted model, not a curated record. NCBI's taxonomy places the organism in Eukaryota, Fungi, Basidiomycota, Agaricomycetes, Russulales, Stereaceae.
AUGGACCGGCCUAUUACUCUUUGGUCUGGACAUCGUACCCAGGCUACCGACGACGCAGGGACCGACAUCAAAGCUCAAAUACUUCCCCCUCUCGCUCUGUUUGGCCGACCGGGCCCGUACGAGCUAGCACAGAAACAUCAGCGGCGUUAUAUCCCAUCGCUUGUAUCCUACUGCAUCAGGGCUGCACUAUCAGACCUACUAUACGCUUUCAAGGACACUCUCAUCCCAUACGAAGCCCCUCCGUCCUCACAAGACUAUGACAUCCUUCGCGACCUCAUGCCAGGUUUCUCUCCUAGUGAUCCCUUUGACUCAUCGCAAGUGGACCCCCGGUUAUGGGCUAACAUCAUCCAAGUUUUGAGUCAUCUGCCUUCGUCGCUCCGUGUCUACACGAUCGCCUUGGCCGACAAACAUCUACCCAUGUUACAGAGAGUUCCUUCUACCUCCGAUUUCUCUCUCCUCACCAUCCUAGACCUCGCGAAGUGCGAACAUCUGAACGACGAUACUGUCCUCAAUCUGAGAGAAUUGCAUGGUCUCUGUGCGCUGAGCGCGAGUCGCACGUCUCUAAGUGCGCACGGCGUGGCACGGCUGGCAGGAACUCUGCGCUGGUGUGACCCGCAAGACGAGCGCGAUAUCGACGAUGGCCGGGCCAAUGAUAGGCGUGGUCCUUGGGGCCUCAGAGUACUAUGGUUAGUUGGCUGCUGGAGAAUCGGACACGACGUCUUCAACCAUCUGCGAAGAUUCCCUUUGCUCAGUGUUGUCGAUCUCCGGGAAACCAGUUGCACCCAUAAUCUUCAUUCUGGCUUUGCUUCCUGUCAGAAUGAUACACUAUACCACCCUUCAACCCUCCUUGAAGCUGCAAAUGAGCUAUCUUCACUUGCAUCUCUCUCAUCAUCACCCAGCCCAUACUUUCUGCAUGUCAACUCACUUCAUUAUUCCCAACCCUCGUCUCAGUAUCGUAGUUCUUCAUCGGUUGCUCGGGAAGACACGUACGUCGUCCUACCCUCCACAGGCGGCAGAAUGGUACAUGGCAACACCGAAGCUCUGAUCCGACGCCAGGCCGCAGAAGAAGAAGAUAUCAAGCACGAACGAAACUUAGAAGAAUGGAGGAAGAGGCAAGAAAGAUUUCCGGAUCCCGACCUAUUGGCGUUCCCUGUGAAAGGUGAAAAUCGGCGUAUACCCAACGAAUUUACACAGUCCAUUGUUCGAAACGCACAAGAAACUAAACGGCGACUGUCAGAAAUGCGCCGAAUACAGGAUAGGCAGGCACCAAGGAGUCAUCCACUUCACGAUGGUCAACGACGUACACUGCCUUUGAAUGUAUAUUCUGCGGGUCCCUCUCGCAGUGCGGACGUGCCCGCACCUGCCCUGGUUGCCAACUCUCGUCCAGGACCAUCAGCCGCGCUUUCGAGCUCCUCUUCCAUCAGUCGCGUUCCCGCAACAUCGCGUAUGAGUAACACCUCUUCAUCGGGUCAGACUGCUACCCUUAUAAAUCGUACAGCCACUUCCUCCCGUCCCGCUCCAUCAUCCACUUCAAGUACAAACCGUUCAGGAGCACGUACGUCGUAUAUGCUCAGCAAUGCCAUCCGAGCGGAUGUACCGCCACGUCCACCUGCUGUCUCAUCUGCGACAACACUGCGCUCGAACCCCACGCCGGAACUUCCAAGGCGUACAUUACCAAUGUCCGCCUCGGAGGUACUUCCAAGAUCGCCUAUCUCAGAUACUACCAUGUCUGAUCUCCAGAAUCUCAUCGCUGCACAAGAGCUUUCUGCUAUCAACUCGCACCAUAAAGCCAACGCUUUCUAUUCGUCCAACCCACUCUCCGCUUCCACAACUUCUCUGCCUUCUUCCCGACAUCCUCGUGGCGAUGACAAUCUGAGACUCUACCGCCAGCCUCCUCCUUGGAAGCUCCUCAACGAGCCACCUCCUUCGCCUGCCCCUCCUCAAGGCGCUGCAGCCCUUCGACGCAUGGAGCUCCCCACAUUUGUGCAAGGCGCAAACAGACAGGCCCAGAAGAACAUGGAAGGACUGCAAAAUAUGGUGGCACACAGAAUGAAGGUCGCCCCGACCGCCUCUUCUAUCCGCAGAGCAGACGGAUUCGACGGCUCGUCUAAUUCCGGAUCAUCGAGGACAUCAACCACGAGUUUCACGCCAAAGAAUCCGUUCACAGCACGGUUCUCGGGUGCUCGAGCUCCCGAGCCUUCUUCUUCUCGCCCGCCCAUGUCUUCGAAGUCCAAGCGUCCGAUGUCUUCGUCGGUCUUCGUUCCCUCGUCUUCUUCCUCCUUUGACGGGCAACCACCGACCAAGAAACUCGCCGUGGAGCCUCCUAGGCGUUCGAAACCGUCAUCGGUUGGCUCCGGGUCGUCAACGAAACCUCUCGUGCCCAUUUCUACGAUUUCUGUCCCUCAUCUCCCGGAAGAAGCGAAGAAGCUGCACGCGCAGAACGAGAAGAUUGCGAGGAGGUCUUUGGGCAGCGGCUCAAAAUCAUCGAAAGGGAAGACGGACGCUUCGCGGAGGAGUUCAAUGCCGACGUCUGGCUCGAAGUUGAGCUCGGGCUCGGGCUCUUCGUCGACCACGACUAAGGCGAAGAGUGCGAAGGCGUCGAAGAGCACUAAGUCGGCAGGUUCGUCGGCGGGUGGCGCUCAACAGAGUGGGAGUUUCGAUUGGGGUGCUUGGGGUAAGCCUGCCGGGGAUUGACGGUGUUCGUUUCCGAUGGUCUUGUGCUUAGACCUCUGAUAGCCGCAGGAUGUGGUGCUUGUAGUACAGUCUCUGCUUGUUGCGUUAUUUACCUUCUUCUUCUUCUCUGAACGCACGUCGUCAUACAUCGGGACUUUUCGCUCAUUCAUUCGGCAUUUUCCAUGACAG